Messenger RNA from Bufo bufo (common toad), 5624 nucleotides. It is a transcript of the gene SMARCA4, whose product is annotated as SWI/SNF related, matrix associated, actin dependent regulator of chromatin, subfamily a, member 4. Bases 129 to 5003 code for a protein of 1624 amino acids. Gene Ontology annotation, biological process: positive regulation of transcription by RNA polymerase II. Lineage: Eukaryota; Metazoa; Chordata; Amphibia; Anura; Bufonidae. Gene Ontology annotation, cellular component: nucleus. The record is from RefSeq and is a predicted model, not a curated record. Gene Ontology annotation, molecular function: ATP-dependent chromatin remodeler activity; transcription factor binding; DNA binding. The transcript is spliced from 34 exons.
GGGAGAGCAGCUUAGUUGAGCAGUGUUGGCGGCGGGAAAGGGGCUGCUUUUGGCUGAGUCCCGGAGAACGGUGGCGGCCGGAGGUGUGGAGAGAGAUCAGCAUUGAGUGAACCUCUUGACCAAAAGCAAUGUCCACCCCCGAUCCGCCUAUGGGCGGCACCCCUAGGCCUGUCCAGUCCCCUGGGCCAGGCCCUUCCCCUGGUGCUAUGCUGGGCCCUAGUCCUGGGCCAUCUCCUGGAUCGGCACACAGCAUGAUGGGACCAAGCCCUGGGCCACAGAUUCCCCCUCAAGGACCCAGCGGAUAUCCUCCUGAAAACAUGCACCAGAUGCAUAAGCCCAUGGAGUCCAUGCCUGAGAAGCCGAUGCCGGAUGACCCCCGUUAUAACCAGAUGAAGGGUAUGGCUAUGCGGCCUGGUGGUCUUUCUGGAAUGGGGCCUCCACCGAGUCCGAUGGACCAGCACUCACAAGGUUACCCCUCACCCCUGGGCAGCUCUGAACAUGUACAAAGCCCCGUGCCCUCUAAUGGCCCACCCUCCGGACCUCCAAUGCCAUCUGGUUCCGGAGGGGUGAACAUGGAGAACGCAGACCCUCAGCAGCAGCAGCCGCCACCGCCGCAGCAGCAGCCGCCCCAGCAGACGAGCCGCAGCCCCACGCCGUUCAAUCAGAAUCAGCUGCAUCAGUUACGGGCACAGAUAAUGGCGUACAAGAUGCUGGCCAGAGGGCAACCAAUACCCGAUCAACUACAGAUGGCUGUACAAGGCAAGAGGCCUAUGCCAGGCAUGCAGCCACAAAUGACAACACUACCUCCACCUUCAGCUUCCGGGACUGGACCUGUGCCUGUCUCAGGGCCAGCACCACCCAGCUACAACAGACCUCAUGGAAUGGCUGGACCAGCCAUGCCGCCUCCAGGACCUUCGGGUGCUCCUGUAAUGCCAGGUCAUCCCCCAGGUGCACCACCUAAACCUUGGCCUGAAGGUCCCAUGGCCAAUGCAGCAGCUCCAGCCACUGCACCUCUGAAGCUGAUUCCUCCACAACCAACUGGUCGCCCUUCUCCUGCACCUCCUUCAGUGCCACCUGCUGCUUCUCCUGUCAUGCCACCCCAGACCCAGUCACCUGGUCAGCCAGCCCAACCUCCACCUAUGGUCCAGUAUCAUCCCAAAGGCAACCGUAUCACUCCUAUCCAAAAGCCCAGGGGCCUGGAUCCUGUGGAAGUGCUACAAGAGCGUGAAUAUCGACUUCAGGCCCGAAUUGCACACAGGAUCCAGGAACUGGAGAACCUCCCAGGGUCUUUAGCUGGUGACCUUAGGACCAAAGCUACUAUAGAACUAAAAGCUCUUAGACUCCUAAACUUCCAGAGACAGCUCCGACAAGAGGUUGUAGUCUGUAUGAGGAGAGACACCGCCUUGGAGACGGCUCUGAAUUCCAAGGCUUACAAACGCAGCAAACGCCAGUCUCUACGUGAGGCCAGGAUCACAGAGAAACUGGAGAAACAGCAGAAGAUUGAGCAGGAACGCAAGAGGCGGCAGAAGCACCAGGAAUACCUAAAUAGCAUCCUCCAGCAUGCCAAGGACUUCAAGGAGUUCCACCGCUCUGUCACGGGGAAGAUCCAGAAACUGACCAAGGCUGUGGCCACGUAUCACGCCAACACCGAGCGAGAGCAGAAGAAGGAGAAUGAGAGGAUCGAGAAAGAGAGAAUGCGUCGUCUCAUGGCAGAAGAUGAAGAGGGCUACAGGAAGCUGAUUGACCAGAAGAAGGACAAGCGCUUGGCCUACCUCCUGCAGCAGACGGACGAGUACGUGGCAAACCUGACGGAGCUGGUGAGGCAGCACAAGGCGGCCCAGGUACUAAAGGAGAAGAAGAGGAGGAAAAAGAAAAAGACACUGGAGAACGCAGAAGGACAGCAGCCUGCACUUGGGCCUGAUGGUGAGCCUUUGGAUGAGACCAGUCAGAUGAGCGACCUUCUGGUCAAAGUUAUCCAUGUAGAGAGCGGAAAGAUCUUAACCGGUGCAGAUGCUCCGAAGGCAGGACAGCUGGACACCUGGCUGGAGAUGAAUCCUGGAUAUGAAGUUGCGCCGAGAUCAGACAGCGAGGAGAGCGGAUCGGACGAGGAAGAGGAGGAAGAGGAGGAGGAGCAGACAGCGCCCCCUGUGGCCAGUUUACCUGCAGUGGAGGAGAAGAAGAUUCCUGACCCAGAUAGCGAUGAGGUUUCGGAAAUUUAUGCUCGAGAGAUUAUCGAGAGUGCCAGGCAGGAUGUGGAUGACGAGUACAGUAUAUCGCAGGCAGAGGCCGGCCUGCGGUCCUACUACGCUGUGGCGCAUGCCGUGACUGAGAGGGUGGACAAGCAGUCUACUCUGCUGGUGAAUGGCAUCCUCAAACAGUACCAGAUCAAGGGUCUGGAGUGGCUCGUCUCUCUGUAUAACAAUAACCUGAAUGGGAUCCUCGCUGAUGAAAUGGGUCUGGGGAAGACUAUUCAGACCAUUGCUCUGAUUACAUACCUCAUGGAACACAAGCGCAUCAAUGGACCCUUCCUCAUCAUAGUGCCACUGUCAACACUGUCUAACUGGGUUUAUGAGUUUGACAAGUGGGGGCCAUCAGUGGUCAAGGUGUCAUACAAGGGGUCUCCUGCUGCUCGCCGCGCUUUUGUUCCUACGCUCCGUAGUGGCAAGUUUAACGUUCUCCUCACUACAUAUGAAUACAUUAUUAAGGACAAGCACAUCCUGGCCAAGAUCCGCUGGAAGUACAUGAUUGUGGAUGAAGGUCACCGCAUGAAGAACCAUCACUGUAAGCUGACACAGGUCCUGAACACCCAUUAUGUCGCCCCGCGUCGCUUGCUGCUCACCGGGACUCCCCUGCAGAACAAGCUGCCGGAGUUGUGGGCUCUUCUGAACUUUCUGCUGCCAACCAUCUUCAAAAGCUGCAGUACGUUUGAGCAGUGGUUCAACGCCCCCUUUGCAAUGACUGGAGAGAAGGUGGAUUUAAAUGAAGAAGAAACCAUCCUGAUCAUUCGUCGUCUUCACAAGGUCCUACGUCCCUUCUUGCUGCGGAGGCUCAAGAAGGAGGUGGAGGCUCAGCUGCCAGAGAAGGUGGAAUAUGUGAUCAAAUGUGACAUGUCUUCGUUACAAAGGGUCUUAUACAGACACAUGCAGGCAAAGGGCAUCCUCCUCACGGACGGAUCAGAGAAGGAUAAGAAGGGUAAAGGUGGUACUAAGACCCUCAUGAAUACCAUCAUGCAGCUUAGGAAGAUCUGCAACCACCCGUACAUGUUCCAGCACAUAGAGGAGUCCUUUUCUGAACACUUGGGUUUCACAGGAGGCAUUGUGCAGGGGCAGGACCUCUACCGGGCCUCUGGAAAGUUUGAGCUACUUGACCGCAUCCUUCCCAAGCUCCGAGCCACCAACCACAAAGUUCUGCUCUUCUGUCAGAUGACAACACUCAUGACAAUCAUGGAAGACUACUUUGCUUAUCGUGGCUUUAAAUACCUCAGAUUAGAUGGAACCACGAAAGCAGAAGACCGUGGUAUGUUACUGAAGACGUUCAACGAGCCGGGAUCAGAAUACUUCAUCUUUCUGCUCAGUACUCGUGCCGGUGGCUUGGGUCUCAAUCUGCAGUCUGCGGACACGGUUAUCAUAUUUGAUAGUGACUGGAAUCCACAUCAGGAUUUGCAGGCCCAGGAUCGCGCUCAUCGCAUUGGACAGCAGAACGAGGUACGUGUGCUGCGCUUGUGCACAGUGAACAGCGUGGAGGAGAAAAUUCUGGCGGCAGCCAAGUACAAGCUGAAUGUGGACCAGAAAGUCAUCCAGGCUGGAAUGUUCGACCAGAAAUCCUCCAGCCACGAGAGGAAAGCCUUCCUGCAGGCCAUCUUGGAGCAUGAGGAGCAGGAUGAGGUGAGGGGCGGCAAGAUGGAAUGUGAGCUCCAGGUCACCCCUACGGAUGAGAAGGGAAUGGAGGAAGAUGAGGUACCGGAUGAUGAAACGGUCAAUCAGAUGAUUGCAAGAAGCGAGGAGGAAUUUGAUUUGUUUAUGAGGAUGGAUCUAGACAGGCGACGAGAAGAAGCCCGAAAUCCAAAACGCAAACCCCGAUUAAUGGAGGAGGAUGAGCUUCCAUCCUGGAUCAUUAAAGACGAUGCUGAGGUUGAGCGCCUGACAUGUGAAGAGGAGGAGGAGAAAAUGUUUGGUCGUGGGUCCCGUAACCGGAAGGAAGUGGACUACAGUGACUCCCUCACAGAGAAGCAGUGGCUGAAGGCCAUUGAGGAAGGUACGUUGGAGGAGAUUGAGGAAGAGGUACGUCAGAAGAAGACCACCCGUAAGCGGAAACGAGAUGUGGACCCCGGGACCUCAACUUCCAUUAUACGACACAAGGAGAAGGAGGAUGAUGGCAGGAAGAAAAAGAGAGGACGACCUCCGGCAGAAAAGUUGUCCCCCAAUCCUCCCAACCUGACCAAGAAAAUGAAGAAAAUCGUAGAUGCAGUCAUCAAAUAUAAGGACAGUGGCAGUGGACGCCAGCUGAGUGAAGUUUUCAUCCAGCUUCCAUCCCGUAAAGAACUCCCAGAGUAUUACGAGCUGAUCCGGAAGCCGGUGGACUUCAGAAAGAUCAAGGAGAGGAUCCGGAAUCACAAGUACCGCAGUCUGAAUGAUCUGGAGAAGGAUGUUAUGCUGCUCUGUCAGAACGCACAGACCUUCAACCUGGAGGGGUCUCUGAUCUAUGAAGACUCCAUCGUGCUGCAGUCAGUCUUCACAAGUGUUAGGCAGAAGAUUGAGAAAGAAGAGGAGAGUGAGGGGGAUGAGAGUGAGGAAGAUGAGGAGGCAGAGGAGGAAGGGUCAGAAUCUGAGUCUCGCUCAGUCAAGGUGAAAAUUAAACUGGGACGUAAGGAGAAGAUGCAGGAGCGUAUGAAGGGGCGCAGGCGCACCAGCCGAGGUUGCAGGGCCAAGCCUGUAGUCAGCGAUGAUGACAGUGAAGAGGACCAAGAAGAGGACCGCUCUGGAAGCGGCACCGAAGAAGACUGAUACCGAACAUUCCAACUUAUCGCUCAUGUCUCAUUCCACUGCGUGCCACCUGAACGCCUAUUCCGCCACCUCCCCCCUUCACCCUCUUCUCUUUCCGUAGGACGCUAACGGGUAGCCUGAAAUGUAGUGAACUGUACAAAAAUAAAAUUCUUCCAUAUUUAUAUAAGUGUAGGGAAGUGUCCGCCUGUAGCAUCUUCUAAAAGCAUUAACUAUCUGGCCGCGCCACUAGGCCUCUCAGGAUAGGUUAAGAGGAAUCUGACUUUUAAUUAUAUAUAAAUAUAUAUAUUUUUUUUUUUAUUAUGGCAGUACUGUUUGAGUUACAGUAUGGGAAUCACUGUAGUGUCAGCCGUGGAUGCAUGCAGGUAGCAAUCCACUCAUUAGUACUGUAUUUUACAAAAAAACAGGUCAAAAUAAAAGCCGCGUCCCCCUCCCCCCUUCUCGCACUGCACAGGGAGGGGCCCGGCAGUGGUAGCUGUAUGUAUGUGUGUCAGUGUCACUGGAUUUCAAACAGUUAUAAAUUAAAACCAGAUGAAAUACCUCGCCCAGUUUGACUUGUAUCUUUCUGUACACAUUUCCUUUUUUUUUAUGUCUUGGGACAAAAUUUAAAUAAAAUGAUGAAGU